This is a messenger RNA of Oncorhynchus nerka (sockeye salmon), 5091 nucleotides long. RefSeq names its product protein transport protein Sec24C. Lineage: Eukaryota; Metazoa; Chordata; Actinopteri; Salmoniformes; Salmonidae. Gene Ontology annotation, molecular function: SNARE binding; zinc ion binding. Gene Ontology annotation, cellular component: endoplasmic reticulum exit site; COPII vesicle coat. Gene Ontology annotation, biological process: endoplasmic reticulum to Golgi vesicle-mediated transport; intracellular protein transport; COPII-coated vesicle cargo loading. The coding region runs from base 341 to 3823 and encodes 1160 amino acids. The record is from RefSeq and is a predicted model, not a curated record. The transcript has 20 exons.
UGUGGGAGGGAGCUCUGCGUUUCCUGUACCGCUACAGUGUAACUGAUCAUCAAAUUACAAUGUAAAUCCUAAUCGGAACAUUAUUUUCAAACGCCGAACAUAUCAUUCAUGCCAUAUCCAUCACCUUGAAUACCGGGUGGCAAUUAACCAACGAAUACAUGAUUUGCGGUCUAAAUAUCAGGCGCUGUCACAUUGACAGCGGUAGGAUAUCCGGAAAACUUGAGGGAGGUUUGCACGAGCCAUUGCGGUGUUGAUGUAAGAGCUAAAGCCUUUUCAACCGAUGUCUAAGGACCCUCCUCCAAGGUGACAUACAUCCAAUCACAGACUAGCAUGGGAGAAGAUGGACAUUCCAGCUGCCAAUCAGAGCUACGGACAUGGCGGGCAGCCCGGGGUGUGUCAUAAUGGCUGGUCAGCAACCACACCCCUGACCGGUCUUGGAUGUACCACUGCCCAAGGACUCUCCAGUGACCCCCUACCCAGCUUACAGGGUCUGAACCUGGGCCUAGCCUCACACCAGAGUCCCUCUAAUAACAUCCCUCAAUCAAUGGCUCAGUUACAGUACUCACACCAGGGCUGUCUCAGCAGUCUUCCUACACCCCCAUUUAGGAACCAAUCACCUUCAGCUCUUAUACCAUGCCUGAAUCAAGAGCCUCACAUACCACAUGUACACAUGGGUAAUUAUAUUUCCUACAACAUUCCUCCACCAUCAACACUCCUCCCUCUGAAACAAGGUCCGCCAGCUAGUGGGCCUCCAUCCACGAUACCGUCUUCAAACCAGGGUCCCCAGAAUACUGUCUCUCCUCCAGUCUCUUCCUCCCCUCUAUAUCCUCCAUAUCCGUCUUCAAACCAGGGUCCCCAGAAUACUGUCUCUCCUCCAGUCUCUUCCUCCCCUCUAUAUCCUCCAUAUCCGUAUGCAAACCAAGGCUUUGUGAAUGGCCCUCCUGUGACGUUGACAUGUCCAAACCAAGGCUUUGUGAAUGGCCCUCCGGUGACGUUGACAAGUCCAAACCAAGGCUUUGUGAAUGGCCCUCCGGUGACGUUGACAAGUCCAAACCAAGGCUUUGUGAAUGGCCCUCCGGUGACGUUGACAAGUCCAAACCAAGGCUUUGUGAAUGGCCCUCCGGUGACGUUGACAAGUCCAAACCAAGGCUUUGUGAAUGGCCCUCCUGUGAUGUUGACAAGUCCAAACCAAGGCUUUGUGAAUGGCCCUCCUGUGAUGUUGACAAGUCCAAACCAAGGACCUCCCAACAGCAGUUUUUCAUCCAUGUCACCAUGUGGGAGCCAGAGCCAACAGUGUUCACACCCGUAUCCUCCACAACUCACCUCACCAGUCCAGCAGCAACCUCAAUGGGUCCUGCCUCAGCAACACUAUAGUCACAGUGGUGUAAUGUACAAGCCUGGUGCCACCUCACAUCCUGUACAGGAGGGUACCACCAUGCAACCGUCCUGUCCGUCUCUGGGGGACAGUGGGGUGUCCGGCCCCAGCUCACCUAUCUCAGAGUCACGCUAUGGCCUACACCCUCAGCUUCUACCCAGCGCUGUGCGUAUGAUGGAGGAGGACAGGACAGCGUGGGAGGGGAAGGUGUUUGUGUCUGAACCCAUCUCCUCUCUACCUCCGCUGGCUACCACAGACUGUGUCAUGGAGGACAGAGGUAACUGCAGUCCUCGAUUCAUCCUUUCUACCUCCUACUGCGUUCCGUGUGAGGGCCAGACGGCCCUCCAGAGCCACCUACCCCUGGGGGCCCUAGUCAGCCCUCUGGCUAAGCUACACACAGGAGAGUGCCCCCUGUCUGUGUGUAUGGAGGCAGACACUGUAAAGGGCUGUGGGGAGUGUGGGGCUUACAUGUGUUCAGCUAUGGGAUGGCAGGACUGUGGACAGAGAUUCUACUGCCCAUUCUGUGGGAAACUCCGUGAAGUUGGAUGGCAGCAUUACCAGCCAACACAGGGAGUAGAGGGGAACAGAGUGGACAGAGAGCAGAGACCUGAGCUCAGUCUGGGCUCCUAUGAGAUACUGGACAGUCAACAGGAUGUGCCUGCUGCUGUGUUGCUCCUGGCCGUGGAUGUGUCUGCUGCAGCUCUGAGAGGAGGACACCUGGAGCUCAUCAGUCAGCAGCUACGUUCUCUACUCACAUCACUAAAUAGGGAGGAAGGUGCGUUCCAAUCAGAUGUCCGUGUGGGGUUGAUGACCUAUGACAGCCGGAUCCACCUCUAUGACCUCAGCCCUGCCCUGUCCCGCCCACACAUGCUGGUCGUCACGGAGACAGAGGACCUGCAGCUUCCUGUGAGGGAGGGGCUUCUGGUUCCACUCAAAGACUGCAUAGACAGUAUCAACAGUGUCCUGCAGCGUAUCCCUCUGUUCAGUGCAGAGUUUGAGGAGGCAGGUGGAGUUCUCCUGGAGCUGCCUGUCAAGGCUGGACUGGUCGUUCUACAGGAGUUGGGUUGUCCUGGCAAGCUGCUGGUCUUCCAAACUGCUCCCUUCAUCGAGGGGACACACACACACAACUCCUCUAGCUUCUUCAGCUCCAACAAACCAAAGUCUCUGUUUCAGCCUCCGGACCCUGCUGUCUCAUUGGCUAAGGAGUGUGUCAGUCAGGGCUGUGGCGUGCACCUGUUUGUGUUCUCCCAGCAGGAUGUGGGUGGGGCUUGGCCGGGACAUGUUCCUUACCUGACAGGUGGAGAGCUGCACUGCUACCAUAGUCUCCAGGGAGAGUUGGACAGGGAGCGUUUCAGCAGUGACCUGAGGAGGACUGUAGAGACAGAGACGGGCUAUAGGGCCACACUCAGGGUACAUGUCAGUAAAGAUCUGCGCGUGUCAGGGUGUUAUGGCUCGUUCGUCCCCGGGCCCAACCCCGCCCACGUCACCAUGGCAACCCUUGAUUGGCGUACGACACUGGCCGUUGAGUUAACACACAGCAGAGCUCUGGACGAAAAGAGGGGCGUGGUCAUACAGACCGUCCUGUCCUACACCAGCCAGCAGGGAGAGAGGAGGACCAGGGUCCACAGUCUGUCUCUGUGCUGCUCACACCACCUACUGGACACCUUCUGUAACUGCCAGGCCCAGACUCUGCUCACCUUCUACUGCAAGAAGAUGUACUGUGCCGUGUUGGAGCGCCCUCUACAGGAGCUGAGAGAGGAACUGCAGACAGAGGUGACAGAGUCCUUGGCCUGCUAUAGGAAACACUGCAGCUCCUCCUCUGUGUCCCCGGGACAGCUGGUCCUACCCCAGCACCUGAAGACCCUGCCAGUCUACCUCAACAGCCUGAGGAAGAGUGAAGUUCUGCUUCCCGGCCUCCGCAGUUCAGUACACCAACGCCUGCAGCUCCGCUGUCAAGUGGUCUCCAUGGAUACCAAGACCACAGCAGGACACUUCUACCCUCUGCUGCUACCACUGCCAGUAGGUGGCGAUACCUCCAGUCCUCUCAACCUAGGGGAGGCUGUUCGCUGCACUGCUGCUAGCCUGGACCAUGGAGGUCUCUACCUGGUCCACGGACCCCUGGUUCUGCUACUCUGGGUGGGCCACAAUGUCUCCAACACCUCCCUGGUCCAACUCUUCAACAUCACCUGUCUGUCCACACUACCCUCUGGAGAGACGAAGCUGCCUGUGCUGGACAACCCUCUGUCUGUUAGUGUGAGGUCACUCAUCAACACCCUGAACUCACAGACACACUAUACUCGCAAGCUGCGUGUGGUGAAGCAGGGGGACAGCUGUGAGGAGGCUCUACAGCGCCUCCUGGUAGAAGAUAAGAGUCCCAACGGGGGAGCGAGCUACGCUGACUUCCUGUACCACCUCCAUGUCAACUCUAUACAACUGCUGGUUCGUUAGUUGUAAAAUGGUUUGAACUGGAAAACGCAAACGUGGGAUUCUAAUUGGACAAGUCCAGCUAAUCCCUCCCAUGUUUCACUCAGCUUUUCUUCUGUUUGGUGCCUAAUGAACAUGACCCUGGUGUUUUCAGCAGUAUGGCCAGGUUUGUUUUUACAGAUCACCUCAACCACAUGUGAAUGAUCAUAUCCUUAUUUGACUUACAGUAUGCAACUGGUUGUUGUACUUGACGUUCAUCAGCAAAAGGUGAUGUCUUAUUUGUUUGCCUGUUGUAGUAAUAACUUUUCAAAUCAAAUAACAUUUCAUUGGUCACAUACAUGUGGUUAGCAGAUGUUAUUGCGAGUGUAGCGAAAUGCUUAUGCUUUUAGAUCUGGGAUAAGAAUAUAUAAGUAUAAAAUAUAUAGAUGAGAAGUGACAGAGCGGCUAAGAUGCAAUAGACAGUAAUGAAUAGAUAGUGAAGGAAUCUGUAUAUACAUAUGAGAUGAGUAAUGCGAGAUAUGUGGCAUUAUUAAAGUGACUAGUGAUCCAUGUAUUAAAGUGGCCAAUGAUAUCAAGUCUGUAUGUAGACAGCAGCCUGUCUGCUAGUGAUGGCUGUUUAACAAUCUGAUGGCCUUGAGAUAUGUUUGACAUGUUUACGUUAAAGCGUUGUGUGUGUGUGUGUGUGUGUGUGUGUGUGUGUGUGUGUGUGUGGUGUAUAAACUGUUGACUACUGUUAUUUUCUCUGACUGUUAGUAGUGUAGCUGACUGUCAACAUCUCUCACCUGGAUGAAGACAGAAGGGUGUACUUGAUAUGUUCAUUUGGUCCACGACAACACUCUAAUCCCUCCAUGUUGUGUGUGUGUGUGUGUGUGUGUGUGUGUGUGUGCAACCCUCUACUGUACUAACAAAUUGCUGAAAUAAACAUGACUUUUAUGCCCAGAGUCAUUUAAAAUGUUCUUAAAUCAGGGUCACACAGAGUGUUUCUAGGUAGUGUUAAACAGUAUACACCUCACACAAGGUUAUGGGAUUAAAACAACACCUGUACCAUGUCAGAUAUAGAGUUGUAUUCAAUUUUAAGUUUGCAUUCCAGUGUUACACUUAAUUUCAUAGUUUUGAUGUCUUCACUAAUAUUCUACAAUGUAGAAAAUAGUAAAAAUAAAGAAAAACCCUUUAAUUAGUAGGUGUGUCCAAACUUUUGACUGGUACUGUAUACUGAACAAAAAUAUAAAUGCAACAUGUAAAGUGUUGGUCGCAUGUUUCCUGAGCUGAAAUAAAAGAUCCCAAAAAUUGCC